UGACAGUAUGGCAUCGGCUCCUUCCCCAUCCCCUCACAACCGGAGCAGGAAUGAGGAUGAGGAUGAUCCAGUGGAUGGGAUGAUCUCCAGGACAGGCUGUGCUGAGCUGCACUUCGCUCUGCAGGACUGUAUGGCUGAGCAUCAGGACUGGAGGAAGUGUCAGACUGAGGUUCAGAAGUUUAAGGAGUGCAUGACCACCUACCAGAACACUCGAAAAGAGCAGCUCCUGAAGCAAAGGACGUCAGCUACACAAUCUGCCUGAUGCAACGGCCUCUGAGACAGUUACACAAUAAAAUAUCCAUCUCGUUUUCUUAACAAAA
Molecule: messenger RNA, 320 nt
Organism: Rhinichthys klamathensis goyatoka
Lineage: Eukaryota; Metazoa; Chordata; Actinopteri; Cypriniformes; Leuciscidae
Gene: coa4
Product: cytochrome c oxidase assembly factor 4 homolog, mitochondrial
Exons: 1
Coding region: 8-262 (84 amino acids)
Biological process (GO): mitochondrial respiratory chain complex IV assembly
Cellular component (GO): mitochondrial intermembrane space
Source: RefSeq, a predicted model, not a curated record